AUGUCAUCUCGUGUUUCCAGCAGAUUGCCUGAGCCACUCUCACCCGGCCAGGGGGAAAGUAUAUGCGAGACACUACGUGCAGGAUUACCGUCCUACGAUUCUAUCAUGAAAGUUGCAUUGGCGCACAAAGGCUGGUGGGUUCGAAUACACAGAGCUGUUCGUGGCAUGUAUGACGAUACGAUUGAGUCUUUCCCAGACUUCGUCAGGCGAGCCUACACGAGCAAUCGGCCUUCAGAGCUGGGUAAGAUGGCGACUGCGUUCGCUUUCGCUUCUGAUGUUGAUGGGUUCCAUAUCUACACCUUGGUCGACCGCCUCGUUGUCUCUGACAUGGCGUAUAUGUCUACUGUGGAAGGCUUGGAGUGCCUGAUCUUGCUGGCCAUUCUCUAUGCGGACGAGGGCCAGCCCAGAAGAUCAUGGAUGAUCUAUCGCAGAGGAGUAGUGGUUGCGCAGUUAACGGACCUGUACCAGGCUGGCCUCCGAUCAACAGCCAAGAGACGGCUCUGGCUGUCCAUCUACCAAGCAGACCGCAUGAUGAGCAUGUUCCUCGGGCUGCCGUACGGCUUUGUCGACAUGCACCAUCAGCAAAUCCUAGAGGUGAAGCCCGAAAAUGACUACUUGGAUUCGACCAUGACAAUCCGCUGUGCGAUGAUAGCCGGAAAGGUCAUUGACCGAAACCACUCGCGUACAAAGGCUUCCAUCUCCAAGGCACUGGAACUGGACGAGGAGAUGAAUGAGCUUGCAACGUCUUUCCCAGAAACCUGGUGGGAGCUUCCUGACCGGGUCCAAGCCGAUGGCCACGAUUUCGACGAAAUCCAUGUCCGGCUGCACCAGCAACUCUUCUUCUUCCACCUGCGACUCUACAUUUACCUACCGUUCCUCAGCGGUUCCGAAGAAAACUCUGUGCACGGUUCAAUCGUGCGCGUCGCCAGCAUGGAGGCUGCACGACAGCUGCUGAGGCGCUACCUGAGUCUGCAUAGUGACGCGGAGGGGCUGAGCCCGUCUGAGUGCAAGCUCGUGGACUUUAUGGCAUUUACCGGCGCCAUUGUCUUACUUCUA
This is a messenger RNA of Parathielavia appendiculata, 1056 nucleotides long. RefSeq lists its product as uncharacterized. The transcript is spliced from 2 exons. The annotation marks the transcript as partial. The record is from RefSeq and is a predicted model, not a curated record. NCBI's taxonomy places the organism in Eukaryota, Fungi, Ascomycota, Sordariomycetes, Sordariales, Chaetomiaceae.